Beta vulgaris subsp. vulgaris (sugar beet) is the source of this 2063-nucleotide messenger RNA. Its product is annotated as protein FAR1-RELATED SEQUENCE 5-like. Lineage: Eukaryota; Viridiplantae; Streptophyta; Magnoliopsida; Caryophyllales; Amaranthaceae. Bases 356 to 1276 code for a protein of 306 amino acids. The transcript is spliced from 3 exons. The record is from RefSeq and is a predicted model, not a curated record.
ACUCAACAGCUGAACAUGAAUAUCUCAAGUACAUCAAUGACGAAAAUAUCAGUAGCAGUUUAAUAGGGAGACAUGUUACAGAUCACAAAGAUGGUUACAACUUGUAUCAAGCACACUCAAGAGCAAAUUUAGUAUUAGGAAACAAACUCUAAGGAGGAGGAGAAUUGAUAAUUCAAUAUACGAAUUCUACUUGGUUUGCUCAAAGGAAGGAGGCUCAAAAUCAACAAACAAAAUAACAGAACCAAAAGAAAAAGACACACAACAAGAAAAACCUGUUCAGAUACCAGAUGUUGAGCAGCCAACCAACAAAAGAAAGGAAAGAGUAGUCAAUGAAACAAGAACAGCAUGCAAAGCCAUGGUCAGAUUUAAGCAAGAAAAACCUGGUGAAGACUUUGUUGUAGUAGCUCAUGAGUUGCAACACAACCAUGAGUUGGUAAUACAACAAGAAAUACAUCAUCUGAAAUCAGAAAGGAAGAUAACUGAACAAAAAGGACAACUAAUACAAACAAUGGUUGAAUCUGGCAUAAAGCCAAUGCAUGCAUACAACUUUUUGUGUCAUGAGGCUGGAUCAGAAGAAGUAGUGGGCCACACAAAAAGGGACCAUCUAAACUAUAUCACACAGUACAGAACAAGAUUGGUUGAAGGAAAGGAUAUGCAGAGUGUGUUGGACUUACUUCAGCAAAGAGCGGAUGAUGAUCCUGCAUUCUUCUACAGGCUGAAAUUUGGGGAACAUAACAACAUCGUCAGCUACUUUUGGCGAGAUUCAAUGAUGUUGGAGGACUUCAAAGCAUAUGGAGAUGUUAUGAUAUUUGACACAACAUAUAGGACAAACAAAUAUGGACUGAUAUGUGCACCAUUUGUUGGCAUAAAUUGCCAUUGGAAAACAACAAUGUUUGCAUGUGCUUUCAUAACUAAUGAAAAGGAAGAGAGCUUUGAAUGGCUACUAGAAACAUUCAAGAGAGCAAUGUGCCAACAAGAGCCAAAGACAAUUUUCACUGAUCAAGAUAAGGCAAUGGGCAAUGCAAUUGAAAAGGUUUUCCCAAAUACAAGACAUAGGCUUUGCCUUUGGCAUAUAGAGAAGAACUUUGUAAGCCACUUCGGAUCCCUCAAGACCAAUGAAGACUUCAAGAACAUGUUCAAGAACUGUUUGAUGGGGUGUCAAAAUGAAUCAGGCUUUGAAGAAUUGUGGGCGAAAAUGAUGGAAUUGUAUGGACACGAGAAAAAGAAUGGUUCGAGCAAGUAUAUGAUCAGAGACACAAGUGGUGCACCGCAUUAAACAGGGAUAUGUUUUCAGCUGGAAUCUUAUCAUCACAAAGAAGUGAAGUCACAAAUAAGGCAAUAUCAUUCAAUGCAAAAGCAACAACAAACCUGUUUGAAUUCUAUCAUAUAUUUGAGCAAACAGUGAAAAGAUGGAGAAGCAAUGAAACUAGUGACAACUUCCGGAACAGAACUGAACGUCCCAAAGCCGUCAAAUCCAAAUCAAAGCUUCUGAAACAUGCAGCUGAUGUAUACACACUAGCACUAUAUAAUGACUUUGAAACAGAGUAUGAGUGGGCAAUGGCAUCAUUUUUACGAGCAUUUGCAACGAAAACUCACAGCUGAAGUUGUUUGAAGUCUCACCAGAAGAAGAUUUCAGCAAUUCACAUACAGUAGCAUACGAUGAGGCGACAACAGAAUUAGUGUGCUCAUGUCAAUGCUUCACAGAGACGGGGAUGCUUUGCUUUCACAUAAUAAGGGUCAUGCACAUGUUCAGCAUAUUUCAAAUACCACAACAAUAUAUCCUUAAGAGAUGGACAAGACUUGCAAAGUCAGCAGUAUGGGAGAAUGUUCAAGCAGACAAGGACCAAAGCCAAAAUGCACAGUUGUGGACACCAUGGAGACAUGCAAUAACCAAGAAUUUCUACAACCUAGUGUCAAUAUGUCAAUCAAAUGAGGAUGCAAGAACAUUAUGUGACAAGUCGUUGAAGGAAUUAUACAAAUCAGUGAAAGAAGUUUUCAAGACUGAUCAACAAAAACAACAAGAAAUCGAAGAUGAAGAACUACGAAGACAAACAGUUGAAAAU